UAUGCUUCAGAGCUCCCCUCUUCCAGGAAGAAGCACCUACUUAACUCUCUUAUAUGAAUACAAGAAGACAAUAAAAACAGAUGAAUCUGUGGUGGAGAGAGCUAAGGCCAAUGCCUCCCUUUGGGAGGCCAGAUUGGAAGUCACAGAACUCUCUAGGAUUGAGUAUCGUGAUACUUCCCUGAGACUGGCAAAAAGUAACGAGGACUUAAAGAAACAGCAGUAUAAAAUGGAGAAAGACACAAUGUGUAUAUUAAGCUACCUGAAGAAGCAAGAUCAGGAGAAAGAUAAUAUGAUUGAAAAACUCAAACAGCAAUUGAAUGAAACAAAGGAAAAAGCCCAAGAGGAGAGGGAAAAAUUGGAACAAAAGUAUACUGUGCAAAUAAAUGAGCUAGAAGGACGGUUCCAUCAAAAAGCAAAAGAAAUUGGCAUGAUUCAGACAGAACUGAAAACAGUAAAACAAUUUCAGAAGAGAAAAAUCCAAGUGGAGAGAGAAUUAGAUGAUCUGAAGGAGAAUUUGAGGAACACAGAGCGGAAACAUCAGGAGACUCUUAGUAGGUUGGAAGGCAGGUUUUUUGAAGAAAAGCACCGACUAGAACAAGAGGCUGAGAAGAAGGUAAUAAUGCUGGCAGAGAGAGCCCACCAUGAAGCUGUUAUGCAAUUGAACAAUGCUGGAAGAAGUGUUUUUAAAGAGAAUUUUUAUCUCCAGAAAGCUCUUGCAUACCACCUGAAAGAAGCUGAUGCUCUACAAAAAAACUCCCAGAAGUUGAAAGAGAGUCAGACUUUCCUUUUACAGCAAAAGGAGAUCAAUGACCUAUUGGUUAAAGAAAAGAUUAUGCAAUUUAUUCAGCAGCGAUCACAAAUUCAGACUCUUCAGAAGAAGGUGGUAAGUUUGGAGACUGCUCUGACUUGUAUGACCAGAGAGUUUGAGACUGAAGUUUUAAAACUGCAGCAACAGGCAAUGAUAGAGAACCAAGCAGGUCAGGUAGAAAUUAACAAGCUGCAGCAACUUCUUCAGAUGAAGGACAGGGAAAUGAAUCGGGUGAAGAAGCUGGCCAAGAACAUACUGGAUGAGAGAACAGAAGUGGAAAGAUUCCUUUUAGACGCUCUACACCAAGUGAAGCAACAGAUCCUAUUUAGCAGGAAGCAUUAUAAGAAGAUUGCACAAGCUGCUUUCAAUUUAAAAAUGAGAUCAGCAUGUGAAGGAAGAACAGAAUAUCCCCAAAUCAGAACAUUUGAUGGCAGAGAGCACAGCACCAAUAAUGUGAAUCGGGAUCUUAUGGAGGCUGAGAAAUGGACAAGUAUUCAAGGAAAUGUGGAUAUUGGAGAUUUGACCUGGGAGCAGAAGGAGAAAGUCUUGAGAUUGCUCUUUGCAAAAAUGAAUGGUUUUGUUCCUAGGAAAUACAGUCAGAGUUCUAGGCCUCCAGUUCCAGACUAUGUUGUUUCUGACAGUGGAGAAACAAAGGAAUUUGGGGAUGAAAGUAAGCUUCAAGAUCAAACCUUCAUCACCCAGCAAGUUCCAGUUUCAGACUCUUCUGGUGAAAUGGUACUACCCAAUAUCCCAAAAGGAUCACAAGAGCCUGACACAGGGACCUUCUGAGAAGAACUGAUGAACAACAUAUGACCCCACAGAAGCUAAUGGCAGGCCCUUCCUUGCAGAAUCCUUGCUCAUGAAUAUGCUCAAGAAAGUUUCUUAAAGGAAAAAAAAAUUUUUUAACUCAAAAAUUACCUGUUUGCCAUAGAAAUUGGUGUCUCCCCUGAAGGAAGAUCGAGAGCCAGUGAAUGAGAACAUUGGCAAAGGCACUGGAAUGGGGACAUUCACUCCCACCUAAAGCAGAACAAAAGGACUCAAACAAAGGAACUCUCCAUUUAGAAGCACACCUGAGACCAAUUUUAAACACCCACCACCUUCCACCCCAUGAACUUUUAUUCCGGAGGAAGAAAUGGGCAUUGUGGGGGGUGAGAGGGGCAAUCUUUAAACAAGUUGCAUGACUGCUCACUACUGUCUCCACUUAGGAAAUAGUAAAUGGCUAUAAGACUUUCCUAAAAAUUCUUUCCACAAACCUGUCCGAUAUCCACUAAGUGGGAAUAUUUCCGAGCAGUGGCUCCAUUGGUAGUGAAGAUGGCAGUUCCAUUUCCAUAUGGGUUGUCAUUUACAAUCUUGAUGGCUUCAUCCAAUGUUUCUGUCUCUAGAACCACAAGAACUGGACCAAAAAUCUCCUCUUUGUAACAGGUCAUAUUUGGCUGCCAGGAAUGAUACAUCCAGAACAGAAGUCAGUUUUUUUGGAUUCUGACUAUUUUAUGUUUAUUUGAUACUUUCACUUACUCUACCCAUCAUUUACAUAGGCAGCUUUCAUUUUAAAUCACCUACAAAAAAAGGUCCUUACUGUGUUCCAUCUUCCAAGCUAGCAAUCAUAUAAACAACUUGAAAUUCUUGUUAACUAUACCAUACUCCUUUCCUUUAAGCACUGUAUUUUUUGUUCAUUGCCCAUUACUAGCUUCCUUUUUAAUACCUGUACAAUUUGUUUCUUCCAAUUAUGUUACGAAAAAAUUACAUGAAAACUUAUUUUUAUAAAUCAAAUAUAUUAAAUACACCAGGAGAGUUUUUCUGUUUAUAGAAACCCUGUGCUGUUUUUUGCAACAUGAACAAUAUAUUCUCAUUGCCUUUGCCUCCCGUUUAUAUUCUGAUAUCAGGUCACACUUCAAAACAUCCUUCACCACUGCAGCUAGUUAGCUGUAUUUGCUAAGUGGAUUUCUCCUCUAUGGUCUGUGAUAAGAGAUUCAAUAAUUUCUGCUGCACUUACAUUCAACUCUUGAUUAUUCAUGAUUACAGUGGGGAUAUAUGAAUUUCAAAAAACACCUCCUAACCUCAAUUUAGUCAUAAACGGUAGCUGAGAGAGAAGUUUUAAUAAAUAAAAAUUGACAGUUCGA
Molecule: messenger RNA, 2928 nt
Organism: Galeopterus variegatus (Sunda flying lemur)
Lineage: Eukaryota; Metazoa; Chordata; Mammalia; Dermoptera; Cynocephalidae
Gene: BBOF1
Product: coiled-coil domain containing 176
Exons: 12
Coding region: 2-1597 (531 amino acids)
Source: RefSeq, a predicted model, not a curated record